Portunus trituberculatus (swimming crab) is the source of this 564-nucleotide messenger RNA. Its product is annotated as zinc finger protein 771-like. Gene Ontology annotation, biological process: regulation of transcription by RNA polymerase II. The coding region runs from base 1 to 564 and encodes 187 amino acids. The transcript has 4 exons. The record is from RefSeq and is a predicted model, not a curated record. Gene Ontology annotation, molecular function: DNA-binding transcription factor activity, RNA polymerase II-specific; RNA polymerase II transcription regulatory region sequence-specific DNA binding. Lineage: Eukaryota; Metazoa; Arthropoda; Malacostraca; Decapoda; Portunidae. Gene Ontology annotation, cellular component: nucleus.
AUGAGGCACAAGCAUUCUGUUCUUUGCUGCACCAACAAUAAUCAAAGCCAAUCAGACAUUAACUCUCACAGAACACCACAGAUCAUGUCUUUAACUGCUCAUGGCCUGGUGACCACAGGAGCUGUGAUGCACCAGUCACUCCUUGACGUGAUGUCUUCCACUGAAUUGAGGGUUAGGCCAGAGGUGGAAGGCAGGUGGAGCAGUGUGGCAAACCCAGUCAAGAAUCCCUCCAAGAUCCACCAGUGUGCCCACUGCCCUUACCAGACGCCCAUCAUCUCCAACUUUAAGAAACAUGCUCGCAUUCACACUGGGGAAAAGCCCUUUGCCUGCCCCCACUGCCCCUUCAGAGCAACCCAGAUGGAAAACCUGAGGAAGCACGUGCGCACCCACACGGGGGAAAAGCCAUACACAUGUUCAUUUUGUUCCUUCCGCUCCACCAAGAAGAGUUCCCUCACCGCCCACUUCCUGGAAUUGUUACCAGGAGGAUCUGCUCAGUGCCUGCAGGGAAACAGAGGCAGCUCAGUGGUGGACAUGGGAGUGACUGGCAGAAGUUCAGGAAGUUAG